GUGUCAGUUCAGCCACUUCCCAAUUUAUUAAUAAUUUUCAAGAAAAUGUCGCUUAUUCCCAUUGAGGUGCCCAUGCAGCCAUAUGCUGGUAAACUCCUGGUCAUCAAAAAUCUCAUUCUGCCGGAGGUGACGCCCCAGGAUUUGACCAAGUCCAGCAACUUGGCCAAGAAGAAGCCGCGUGCCUCCUUCUUCGAGCGCAGUAGCCUAAUGAAGAAGCUACUCAAAAACUUGACCCAGGCCAACAUGGCGGAUGAUAUCUACAUGGUGGACCACGAGGCACUCUUGGAUGCUUUCUUGGCCGCCCUGGAGACCUAUAUGAAAUUGGUGGUCCAGAAGACCAUCGCUUUGUGCGAACAUCGAUCGGGCUAUCAUCUGUACAACGACGUAAGGUGUGUGAUGAAGAACGACAUGAGGACCACGAUGAUGUUCCUCAACGAUCUGGAGAUGGCCGACUAUGGAUCCUCGGACGACGAUGCCGGGUUCUAUCGCAAACACCGAACGGAGAGUGCCGAUAAGGAGAAAAAGGGAGUGCGCUUGGAGUCGGUUAAUGACACCGCUAUGUUGGCCAUCGGUGGAAGGAAGCGUCCGGCGGAAGCUGCCCCACCGGAAGCUACUCCCAGCGGUUCAGCGGCUGUUGGUCCUCCGGCUCAGCGACCAUUUGGUCUGCGAUUCAAACAUCUGAGCAUCAGGGAUGUGCUGCAGUUCAUGGAGGAGGACAGGCGCUACUCACGCUCCAAUAUGCUCUUCGAAGCCUACCUGAAGUACAAGUACUGAAUAUUGGGUAUAUGGAUUUUUAAAAAAUGUUAUAGAAAUUAAAUGUCUCGUACAUCAUAUCACAAAACAAAGAAAAACAAUUU
Messenger RNA from Drosophila takahashii, 857 nucleotides. It is a transcript of the gene nht, whose product is annotated as no hitter. Lineage: Eukaryota; Metazoa; Arthropoda; Insecta; Diptera; Drosophilidae. Gene Ontology annotation, cellular component: transcription factor TFIID complex. The record is from RefSeq and is a predicted model, not a curated record. Gene Ontology annotation, biological process: DNA-templated transcription initiation.